GCUUGUAUUCGCAACUGUGACCAGCAAGUCGAGAAGGGGUAGGGGUAACUUGUUGCAAAACAUAACUGCAUAAUGAAGUUUGUACUAGCUAUCCUAGCAUGUCUUUUAGGGGUUUCCAAGGCGUGGUUACUUGGUAGAGAUCUACCAACUGUCCAAGCAACUGGAGACGUGAACCCGACCUGCGAGUCGCACGGUCAGACGGGUAUGUGUGAGUUCUACGAGUGUUUCGAGGACCGGUUCCCGUGUGGAGGACGCGGGUACAUGCAGAAGUACGGACUGUUUUACUGCCACAACUUCGCCAGCUACUACGACUUGUUCACGCCUCAGGGAAAACGAUGGAUAAAUGAAACAUCCCAGUGUUUAACACAGAAACUGAUGACGAAGUACACACAAUCUUCUGUCAACUGUCACGCGCUGUCCCAUUUUGCGUUUGACUCCUGGGACGAGUGUUAUGUCGAAGCCGGUAUCUGUGACAUAUAUUGGCCGAACGCUGAACUCUUCCGACAGAUUUACGCUGUUCGUCACCUCUUUGAUACACAGGCCACAAAAAUCUGGCGAACAAUGUUUCAAAUAGCCAUAGGCUGUGGGAAUCGAAGACUUGAGGAGGAGGGCGGUGUUUCUGGUGUGCUUGAUCAGAUACGUGAUGUGGGCAGUCGCAUCACCGAUUUCUUUGGACUGAAGAAAUGAGCUGUACAAAAACAGAACUCCAGCGUGUGGCGGCCUUUGUAAAAUCGGGAACGCUUCGACGUUUUAUAUUAUCACAGACACUUCAGGAAACCGAUUCUUGUUGUCGAUCACAAGACUUGUUUUGGCGCAUUAAUGUGAUUAUCACAUGGUAGCGAAUACUAGUUACCAUCGUACAUACACAGAAAACAAACCACUCAAAACAAACCAUUCACCUCAGUAUUAUAUAUUUUUGAAUAAAGUUAUUAAAACACC
This is a messenger RNA of Gigantopelta aegis, 939 nucleotides long. RefSeq lists its product as uncharacterized. The record is from RefSeq and is a predicted model, not a curated record. Lineage: Eukaryota; Metazoa; Mollusca; Gastropoda; Neomphalida; Peltospiridae. The transcript has 4 exons. Gene Ontology annotation, molecular function: hormone activity. Bases 73 to 687 code for a protein of 204 amino acids. Gene Ontology annotation, biological process: intracellular calcium ion homeostasis. Gene Ontology annotation, cellular component: extracellular region.